Molecule: messenger RNA, 2019 nt
Organism: Notothenia coriiceps (black rockcod)
Lineage: Eukaryota; Metazoa; Chordata; Actinopteri; Perciformes; Nototheniidae
Gene: npas2
Product: neuronal PAS domain protein 2
Exons: 15
Coding region: 574-2016 (480 amino acids)
Biological process (GO): regulation of transcription by RNA polymerase II; circadian regulation of gene expression
Cellular component (GO): CLOCK-BMAL transcription complex; nucleus; cytoplasm
Molecular function (GO): DNA-binding transcription factor activity, RNA polymerase II-specific; protein dimerization activity; RNA polymerase II cis-regulatory region sequence-specific DNA binding
Source: RefSeq, a predicted model, not a curated record
UUCUGUCGGUUGUGCUCAUGUGCUGCACACUGCUUAUGCUGCUGCUCCUGCCGUCGUUAGCCGAGUAUUGAGCUACCAGCUGACCUACUUUCUCUCAGCCACUCGGUCCUGUUUACAAGUCCCUGCCAGCGGAGGAUGUGGAGUACAGUGCCUGGAAAAUAGACAAACACAGCCCGCAACUAGCAAACACCACAAAAAGGGACAUUUAGCUGGUGUGUUUUGUUGAUAAAUGAGGACUGUCAAAGCCACAGACAGCUCGCCGGCGAUCAAUAACAGCACGUUAUUAACUUAGGCGUUGUUAUGCAAUGUAACGCUUUCGGUGCUCUCGUGGUGGUGACGUUAAACUGCUAUGUUGUAGUUUAAAAAAAAUGAACAGAUUGGUUAAAGUUAAGUGUCGACCAUUCUUUCUUCUGGACACACGUUUUCAAGGAUUUGGCGUUUCUUUGAUGGACUUGAGAAGGCGGUGGGCAACUGGUCCGUGAGAUGUUUUUUCCAAAAGGGUGCUCAGACGAGGUCAGCGCGGAUGGGACUAAUGAGAUCUGAGAGCGGGCCUGGCUGGGGACAGGAGUGAGCAUGGACAAUCUUUCUGACUUCGGGGGCACCUGUCCAUCCACACACAGGGAAUGGGACACCAACAGCUGUGUGGACGAUUUAAUGGAUGAAGAUGAGAAAGACAAGGCAAAAAGGGCGUCUCGUAACAAAUCGGAGAAGAAAAGAAGAGACCAAUUCAAUGUGCUCAUCAAGGAGCUAUGCACCAUGCUGCAGGGCCAAGGCCAUCCGCGCAAGAUGGACAAGUCCACCAUACUGCAGAGGACUAUUGACUUCCUGCAGAAACAGAAAGACAUCACUGCACAGAACGAAACCUGCGAUGUGAGGCAGGACUGGAAGCCUUCGUUCCUCAGCAAUGAGGAGUUCACUCAGCUGAUGUUGGAGGCCCUCGAUGGUUUCCUAAUAGCGUUAACUACAGACGGCAACAUCAUAUACGUAUCUGACAGUGUGUCUUCACUCAUUGGCCAUUUACCGUCCGAUAUGGUGGAUCAAAAUAUCUUGAAUUUCCUCCCGGAGCGGGAACACGGGGAGGUGUAUAAGCUGCUAUCAUCCCACAUGCUGGUGACUGACCCCAUUGCUGCUGAAUUUCUUGAAAGUGAGGAACAUAUUGAAUUUUGCUGCCAUCUAGCCAGAGAAAACAUUGACCCGAAUGAGCCGGUUGAGUACGAGUACGUCAAGUUUGUUGGAGAUUUCAAAUUCCAUAAUAAUGUGCCUACGUCUUCUUGUAACGGGCUGGAUUUGACGUUACCAAGAAGCCUGCAGACGUCUCUGGAAGAGCAGGUCUGCCUCAUCGCUACAGUACGAUUAGUCACUCCGCAAUUUCUAAAGGAUUUAUGUAAUGUGGAAGAUCCUUCUGAUGAAUUCACAUCCAGACACAGCCUUGAAUGGAAGUUUCUGUUUUUAGAUCACAGGGCUUCACCAAUCAUAGGAUAUUUACCUUUUGAGGUUCUUGGCACUUCAGGCUAUGAUUAUUAUCAUGUGGAUGACUUGGAGCUUAUAGCUCAGUGUCAUAAGCAGCUAAUGCAGUUUGGAAAGGGUAAAUCCUGCUACUAUCGCUUCCUGACCAAAGGACAGCAGUGGAUUUGGUUGCAGACUCACUACUACAUCACCUACCACCAGUGGAACUCCAAGCCUGAGUUCAUCGUCUGUACGCACACUGUCGUCAGUUAUGCUGAAGUGCGUGCUGAAAGGAGGCGAGCGUUUCGCUUUGAAGAGCAGUCUCCACCUGGAAUCGCUCCCUCUUCAGUGAAGGCUCAGGAGCUGUACCUGGACAUCUGCUCCACUCUGAACCCUCCGCGGGACAGAACGAGCGGCGCACGUUCGGUUUCCUCCCACAGCUCCAGGAAGUCCUCCCCCACAGCAAUGUCAGACUCCGCAUCUAAACUCCUACACGGAGGCGUGCAACACCGUCAUGGCAGUCUGCUUCCAUCGGUAACAGUGAAGACCUCGUCCAAGUUCCAAACCUAGUGC